Microplitis demolitor is the source of this 2408-nucleotide messenger RNA. RefSeq names its product probable basic-leucine zipper transcription factor J. NCBI's taxonomy places the organism in Eukaryota, Metazoa, Arthropoda, Insecta, Hymenoptera, Braconidae. The record is from RefSeq and is a predicted model, not a curated record. Bases 1 to 1617 code for a protein of 538 amino acids. The transcript is spliced from 6 exons. Gene Ontology annotation, molecular function: DNA-binding transcription factor activity, RNA polymerase II-specific; RNA polymerase II cis-regulatory region sequence-specific DNA binding. Gene Ontology annotation, biological process: regulation of transcription by RNA polymerase II; DNA-templated transcription.
AUGACGACGGAGCUAAAAAUGGAAACAGUCCAAUCACCCAUCGAUUUAGGGAGGGUUUUCAAAAUCCCUCCUAUUUCAAAGCGUUCAACGGCCAGCAACAUUACAUUUGAUAAGGGCGGGGAAUUUAACGUACAAGAAAAAUGCAACAAUACGAAAAAGCAGUCAUCUGCUUUUCAUGGCGUGAAAUCGCGGCCGCAAUUGUCGGUCCCACCAUCGAAUGCGGUCGUACAGAAUGCAAAAAUACUAACACCGCUUAUAAGUCCGACAACGGAAAAGGAAUUGCUGAAGGAUAUAAUGUGGAUUGGAUCUGCGCCAUCCUCGAGCACUACGGACUCGAUAAAUUCAUCCCCGAAUCAAAGGGACGAGGACAACACGACAAUAUUUUCACCGACUUGGGAGGAAAAUUAUCAGGAUCUAAGUGGUUGGUGCUCCAGGAUCCCCAUGGAUCACAGCAGUUACAGUUUUCCUGUAGGUGAAUCUCUUAACCGUGGACAUUCAGGCAUGAAAAUUAACGAUAAGACUUACUCGACAAACGUGGGGGUUGUUAUUGACGUGGGGGUCACUUCUGCAUCGACAGUCGCCUUCGAUGAGUUUAAGCAGCAAAGUUAUAAUAAUAACAAUAACAUUAACAAUAAUAAUAAUAAUAAUGACAGUAACAAUAUCAAUAAUAAUAUAAAUAAUCAUAAUAAUAAUAACAACAUAAAUAACAAUCAAAUCGUUACCAUCCUACCACCGAUUGAUGAUGAGAAACCGGAAAUUAUUGGGGGGAGCAUCGAUGUACCUGAUGAAUGGUUGGAUUUACCAAAAUCUUCCAUAGCCUUACGUACCGACGAGUGGAUUCGGCUUGUUGACAAUGAAAAAGUAGAUGAACCGCUUCAGCGAAUUGAAAUCGACGGAAUUAAUGACAAUUUUGACAACAGUAGUCCCGUCGAACCGACAGUUAAUUGGGACAUUAUCAGUACUUUUGAUAACAAUGAGAAGGAUAACUUCGAUUUGCUGUCCUAUUUAUGUGAUGACAAUAUCCGUUCACCAGAAAGUAUAUCAACAGACUCAGUAGACAUUUAUCAGGCGUCAACAAGCUACGACCCACAAAACAAUGAUAAAAUAUUACGAUUACACAACACACGACAGAGCCGAAGAAGUUACAAAUCAGAAAAUCCGUCUUUAAUUAAAAACUCAUCAGAUCUACAUGACGUCAAACCAUCGAAAUCACUUCUCAAGUCAUUGGUAGCACCGCCAUCGCCAUCGGCGUCAUCAUCAUCGGGGGGCAGACUAAAAACCGCGAGGACGAAGACCAGAACAACCAAGGCAAUUAAGACGCGUAUGAAAAAAGAAGAAAUAUCAAGUGAUGAAAAGAGAGGCCGCAAAAGGCAGUAUGACAGUGAUUCGGACGACGCGUCUUCGGACUUCAGCUAUCGCGAGUCCAGGGAAAAGAAUAACGAGGCCUCGCGUAAAUCUCGUAUGAACAAAAAGGCCAAGGAGAGAGAAAUGAUGAGCAAAGCUGUGGGUUUAGAAAAAAACAACAGGGUUCUAAAAGCUAAAGUUGAGCAGCUCGAAAAAAUGGUCAUGACCAUGCGCAAUGCUAUACUUCAAUCUGCGCUAAGAAGAAAUGUUUAAUUUUACAAUAUUUUUAUUUUAUACAAUAAUAUUAUCCAUAUAUAUUUCUACGCCAUUUAACGUCUAUAUUUUUUUUCUUUUUUUUUUUUAAUUUCUCUCGUUAUCAUUAUUUUUAUUUUUUGAAUAACGAGAUAACUAAUUAAAUGGCGUUAAUUUUAUUAUGCAAAAUAAACAAAGAUUUAACAUUUAUAAAGACAAAUCUUUGAUAUAUAUUAUAUAUUUAAUUUGAAUGCUUUAUUAUAUAUGAAAGAUAUAUAUUUAUAUUUUUUAUAAUUAUAUGAAUUAUAAUUUAAAAAAAAAAAAAAGUUUGAAAAUUUUAGCGAAUUAUAAAAAUAUGAUUCAUAAAUUAUAAAAAAAAAUAUUUAUGCUGCAAUUUAAAUUAGCAAUUGUAAUUGUUAUUAUUUUUAUGUUGGUUGAUGGUUAUAUAUUAUAUAUAUUAUAUAUAAAGGGGAACUGCAUGAUUUAAGUUAAUUACUGAUUAGUAAUUAAAUUUUAAAAGCUCUAAUAAAUAAAUAAUUACUGAUGCAAUUGAUGGUUACUAAAAAAAAAUAUGUAAAAAAAAUAUUUAUAUAUUUUUAGUCGGCAUUAUAUAUGUUUUACGUCGACAGCAGUAAAUAAAUCAUUUUAAUUAAUUUAAAAUUAACAGACCAAUGGCGAUAUAUGUUUAAAAGCCAAUUGCUGAGCAAUGCAAAUAGAUAAUUUAUAGCGCGACAAAUCACUAAAUUAUAUAGAUAAUUUGUUAAAAUGCUUGAAGCGAUUCUGUUGGAAAAUAUAUUUAUAAAAUAAUAGUA